Pygocentrus nattereri (red-bellied piranha) is the source of this 6044-nucleotide messenger RNA. It is a transcript of the gene cyld, whose product is annotated as cylindromatosis (turban tumor syndrome), a. The coding region runs from base 539 to 3400 and encodes 953 amino acids. NCBI's taxonomy places the organism in Eukaryota, Metazoa, Chordata, Actinopteri, Characiformes, Serrasalmidae. Gene Ontology annotation, biological process: necroptotic process; protein K63-linked deubiquitination; regulation of intrinsic apoptotic signaling pathway. The record is from RefSeq and is a predicted model, not a curated record. Gene Ontology annotation, cellular component: cytosol. Gene Ontology annotation, molecular function: cysteine-type deubiquitinase activity; K63-linked deubiquitinase activity. The transcript has 17 exons.
CAGUUGGUAUGACACUGUAAAUGAUACCAUUUAAAUUUGAAAUAAAAGUCAGUUUUCAUUUCACAGCGAUCAGCUGACUGCUGUCUGGAGCAUUGUUCGCCGACGCGUUUUUGGGUAGUCCUUUGUAUUGCUUAAAGAAAAUGUGCGGGAAAGUGAAACUGAGCUGGUUUACUCUUAGCACCGCUGGAGAAUGCUAGUCGGUGUUAGCCUGAUAGCCCUGGACUCGUACAGUCGUAAUAGUGACUGGGAAGCAGCCGGAGGAGACUGUUUUCUAGACGGCCGGCUGGAUGGACCUGCCCUGUCUCGCAUGUAAACACCGGGAAUAAGAGCGCUGAAGGAUACAGCUCCGCAAAGAGGGCGGCUAGUUUUCAUUCAAGGAGGAGCUGCUGCAACUGUAUGAGCUCCUGACACGUUUAUGAUGUGUCUAAUCCACUGAAAGGUCAUGAGAGUCUACCUCGCCUGCGUCCACUGACGCUUCACGUCUCGACCUUUUCAACGGACUGCUCCUGUCGCCUCUCCCUUGGCCAGCGAUGCAGCCAUGAGCUCAGCGCUGUGGAGCCAGGAGAAGCCGGCGGGCGGCUUCCGCGAUGACUGGCGCUUCUACAUGGUGGUUAAGGAAUGUGUGGUGGAGAAGCCACCUCAGAAGACCCUGCGCAUCCCACGCGGCAGCCUGGGCCAGGCGUGUCAGGAGCGCAACAGCCUGGGUCGUCCGUUGCCGCCCAGCAAGGGCAAGCGCAGUCUGCGUAUCCUGGAUCAGACCAACGUGGUGGUGAGUGUGGAUGAGCGCGAUGUGCUGGAGCUGGACGAGAAGCUGGCUGAGCUGCUGUUCCCAAUCACCAAUUGCGAGGAACGCUAUGGCCUGCUGUGCAACAAGCCCCGCCUGGACAGAGCCCGUGAGAUUGACUGUGGCUCCAAAGUUCGUGUGCAGCUGCGCUCUGGUGAUGAGCCUUUACCAGGUGUCGUCAGGUUCAAAGGGGCUCUGCUGCCUGAUCGAGCGCUGUCUGGCAUAUGGUUCGGAGUGGAGCUGCUGGAGGAAGGUCGUGGUCAGGGUUUCACAGAGGGUUCGUAUCAAGGCCAGCAGCUCUUUCGAUGUGAGGAUGAGUGUGGAGUCUUUGUCGCGCUCGAUAAACUUGAGCUGUGGGAGGAUGAGGAGCUGGAGGUGGAUCAUGUGACCCUAGUGGAUAACGACCUGGAAGGGGAAGGAGAUUUCCCACCACUGGAGAUCAACUCACGUGUGCUGGUUCAGACCCGGGAAGGUCCCGAACGAGGGACUGUCAUCUUCUGUGACCUGUUGCCUGGCAACGAGACACUGGGCUAUUAUGUCGGUGUUGAUAUGGACAAUCCUAUUGGAGACUGGGACGGCGUGAUCGAUGGGAAGCUGCUGUGUAAUUUCGCCAGUCUUGAGCACACCCGUCUCGUACCCAUCUGUGACGUCAUGCCAGAGUACUCCAUGCAGGACCCGAGGCUGUCCAAACCCAGCUUUACUUCAAGAGGGAGUGCUGAUAAGUCUGGCAGCCAGGUCAAACCAAAGAACAAAGGGUUAGGUCUACAGGCUGCCAGCAGAAGCAAGUCUGAGUUUUAUUAUACGCUAAAUGGUAGCUCUGUCGAUCAUCCAGCCCAGUCCAAAUCCAAAAGCACAUGGUACAUAGAUGAAGUCGGUGAAGACCCGGCCAAGUCCCUGACGGAAACGCCCCCCGACUUCAACCAGGCUUCGCCCCCUCCCAGAGCUCCAUCAACUGCAACCUCACUGUCCAGCGACAACAAGUUCCACUCGUUGCCUUUUAGUCUGAAUCGCAAGAGUGGGCCCAAUGGGAGCAUGAGCCACGGUCCGCUCUCCCUCUCCGUCCAAUCGGUGAUGGGAGAGCAGCAGGAGGCCCCGCCUCCUGUGACAGCCCCUUCCCCGAGACCAGCGUCUCCCCCAAAGGAUCAGCCAGGGUUAGAGGUCGGUUCACUUGUAGAGGUGAAGGAGAAUCCACCUCUUUGUGGGGUGAUACGCUGGGUCGGUCUGCCGCCUGGACUACUGGAGCCUCUAGCAGGGCUGGAGUUGGAAGAAGAAUGUGUAGGAUGCACUGAUGGUACAUUUAAAGGCACACGUUACUUUACCUGUCCUCCGAAGAAAGCUCUGUUCGUCAAACUGAAAUGCUGCAGACCCGAUUCUCGCUUCCCUUCGCAACAUCACUCGCCCAACCCAAUUGAGCGCUGCAAUUCUAUAGCGUUCGGGGGUUACCUGAGUGAGGUGGUGAACGAAAACACCCCCCCUCGAACUGAGAAUGAUGGGUUGGAGGUGAUGGUGGGGAAGAAGAAAGGCAUUCAAGGCCACUACAACUCCUGCUACCUGGACUCAACACUGUUCUGCCUGUUCUCAUUUAGCUCUGUGUUGGAUACAGUAUUACUGAGGCCAAAAUCUAAGACUGAUGUAGAAUACUACUUAGAGACACAGGAACUCCUACGCACUGAGAUAGUCAACCCACUGCGCAUACACGGCUACGUGUGUGCAACUAAGAUCAUGAAGUUACGGAGAAUUCUAGAAAAGGUGGAGGCAGCGUCAGGCUUCACCUCUGAGGAGAAAGAUCCUGAAGAAUUCCUCAACAUUCUUUUUCAUCACAUUCUGAGGGUCGAUCCACUGCUCAAAUUACGCUCUGCAGGACAGAAGGUUCAGGACUGUUACUUCUACCAAAUCUUCAUGGACAAAAAGGACAAAGUGCUUGUGCCUACUAGCCAGCAAUUGCUGGAGUGGUCCUUCAUCAACAGUGACCUCAAAUUUGCUGAGGCUCCGUCCUGUCUGAUCAUUCAGAUGCCUCGGUUUGGGAAGGAUUUUAAAAUGUUUAAUAAGAUUUUUCCAUCCCUGGAGCUGGACAUAACAGAUCUUCUGGAAGACACACCCAGAGAAUGUCGUAUCUGUGGGGGUUUAGCUCUUUAUGAGUGCAGGGAGUGUUAUGAAGAUGCUGACAUCACAGCUGGGAAGAUUAAGCAGUUCUGUGAAAAGUGCAAUACGCAGGUGCAUCUGCACCCGCGGCGCAAGAACCAUCGGUACGGUAAGCUAUCAGUGCCUAAAGAGCUGCAGGAGGGGGUCUGGCGGCAAGGUUCCUUCCCCCACCAGCAGAUGGAACUGUUCGCUGUGCUCUGCAUCGAGACCAGCCACUACGUCGCCUUUGUCAAAUACGGCGCAGCCGACUCUGCCUGGCUCUUCUUCGACAGCAUGGCCGACCGAGACGGUGGACAGAAUGGUUUUAAUAUCCCGCAAGUGUCCCCGUGUCCUGAAGUGGGGGCAUACCUGAAGAUGACUCCAGAGGAGCUUCACGCCCUGGACCCCAAAAACAUCCAGGGCUAUGCCCGCCGCUUGCUCUGUGACGCUUACAUGUGCAUGUACCAGAGCCCCACCAUGAGCCUCUACAAAUAGAUGGAGAGAAUGGACAGAAGGUUUGGGAAUGAAGCCAAAUAGGAAUGGAGAUGUACAGAAGGGGAGAGAGAAUUGGAAGGAGAGAGAGAGACGGAGAUAAAGACAAUAAAAUGCUGACAGGUGAAGAGAAUAAAUGAUGUGAGCACACUGCACAACAUGCCUGCUCUCUCGUGACAUUGCAAAGAACCAACACUCCCUAACCUGUUGUAUCAUUUAUGCCUGAUUCUCUCUGUAUAUAGUCAAAGAGUAUGAACAGGGCAAGGGGAACGGAAAAAAGCUGAUUUGCACUGUUUUUGUGUGUGCGUGUUCUGUAUAUGUAUGUAUGCGUGUGUGUUCGAGUGCUGUUGUUUCUGUCCUCUGUGUCGUAGGCCGUGGACAAACACCAACCCUCCAAAAAAUCCAUGGUGACUCGGUUUUAACACCCCAGUAUAUGACAAAGAAACUGCUGUAAUAAGUACUCAUUUGAAACGCACCUGUAACAGGUGAUCUAUAGCACAUCUAUACCAGCCACUCAGUGUGCAAGGGACACGACUCCUCCCUGCUAUCCUGCUGAAUGGAUGGACAUGUCUCUCUCUCUCUCCCUGUAUAAAUGGAACAGGGCUCAACCAAGAGUCCUCAUCCUUAAACCUUUGUACCUAUAAACCCAUCUAUAAACGCAAAUGCACGGCAGAUCUGUCGACUUGUAGUUUAUGAUACCUGGUGUCUCUGCUACUGGUUUCAGCCUCCAUAUUUAGCUGUGAUGUCCUUGUCCUGUGUACCAACCUACAGCACAGUAUCGGUGUAUGAAAGCUUGAAGGAGACACUUGGCUUGACGUGCCUAUUGAAUGGAACUGAGAUACUGUCAUAAAGCACACAAGUAUUUUUGAAUACAGUUUGGUAACCGUUGGUGAUUUUUCAGCCUGGAGUAUUGAAUGCUUUCCCCUUUGAGCUCGGCCUGUAAGAGAGGAAUUUAAAACAGGUAUAAUUGGCGUUACCUGCUUCUGAUAUAGGUAUAUAUGCAUAUAAUGUGCUCUAAAUUCAUGCUUAUUUUAAUACCAGCGCAAUUAUUGCUCUUUAAGUAUAUCAAUAUAUGUGAGGGUGAAUGCACCACCAAACCAUGCUUUGGGGUCCCUCAGGAGAAUAACAAUUUCAUCUCAUUUCAUAAAUCAGUCCUGGGUCAUAAGAUUCAGCGAGAAAAUGCAAAUGUUUUUGAAAGUCUUUCCAUCCACACAUCAAAAGGCUGUAUAAUUUCUUGCAAAUAACAGUGUAGACAUCAGCGGCUUCACUCUGGUGCAGUACUGCAGUGAAAAGUCAAUGUUAUUUUUUCUACUAAGGAAAAAUGAAUUGGAUUGGUGACAUGUAUCUUGUAAAAAUCAGCACUGUAUAACAUACACAUGCCAUCAUUAAUGAGCCUCAAUUUUAAGGCAACUUUAUUAGUUUUUUUUUGGCAGUAAUUUUUGCAUAAGCCACACCCCCCCACCCUCAGUGUCUUACAUUCAGCAGAUAAACAAUAGUUGUACAUAAAAUUGUGUAAAACAUUUGUGUACAACUGUGGCUUUACACUCGAUAAAGCAAGACUAACUGUGCUGUCUCAGGCUGUGUUUGUUACCAGCAUAAAGUGACAAAUCACAUUUUUAUUUUUUGCCUUUGGUGGUGGAUGUUUGGAUGUUUUUAGAGCUGUGGGGGCACAAAUCUGUGACCAGAUUAGAAUUCAUUUUUGUUUUUUGUUUUUUUGUUUUUUUUUUUGUUUUUUUUUUCCCCUCCCCAAAAAGAUGCACUGUCAUUGUGUUAACAUGGCAGCUUAACUUGAAGUUAACACCCAUAAUCUCCGCAAAAGCAAUGCGUCUGAUCUUUUAUUCUCACACAGGCUUGUUCUGCUAGUUUGAUUAUAUGUUGUUGGUCAUGAUGUACAUGGCGUAUUCAUAUGACAUGAGUUGGAAGUGCACAUGCAGGUCAUUACAAGGCACAGGUUCGUUCAAUUUAAUGAAAUGUGAGUCAGUUUCUCAUGCUAAUGUGAACCUUCAAGUUGGAAAGAUCAGAUCUAAAAAGUUGAACGUAGCCUUGGACUGCCGCAACUGCCAGGGUUCAGUUGCUGUCUCCUGAAAAUAAGGCAAAAUUACCACAUGGAGCCCCUUCAAAACCCUUAUUUUAACCAAACAUGCAGUUGGUCAUAUCGCCCAGUCCUAAAUAUUCAAACAUUUUGUGGGUUUUGGAGUGUUGAUCUAUGAUCAGUUUUUGUCUUUUAUACUUAAAUGAAUUUUUUCCAGACUGGUCAGCUUCCUCACAUCCAUAUGAUCAUAUUCAUUGUGUUAAACAGGAUAAAUACUUCACCCAGGAUCAACACUCCAAAUGUUUCCAGAAAGGUUUUCAGCUCAUUCCUGGAUUCAGCAUCACAUGAUCAUCACUGAAGUAGUAAAGCUAUCUAGUCAUGGCAUAACCUGUGAAGGUAUUGACACAAACUUGUGUAAUGGCCACAUAGACCAGGCAUUGCUCAUUACUGCACAGCUGAAGCUGGUGAACUGUACAGGCUGGUGAUGGAGCUUUCAUGUUCAGGGAGAAUGGGCUGUAACUGGUGUACCUGUUUAAAUCGAUCCCUGGUUAAGUUUCUUCUGUUUGUGCUGUUCUUGUAAAUGUUAACUAAAUUAAAACCCUCUUUUGAAAAGAA